Molecule: messenger RNA, 1773 nt
Organism: Exophiala aquamarina CBS 119918
Lineage: Eukaryota; Fungi; Ascomycota; Eurotiomycetes; Chaetothyriales; Herpotrichiellaceae
Exons: 3
Coding region: 1-1773 (590 amino acids)
Biological process (GO): DNA-templated transcription
Molecular function (GO): zinc ion binding; DNA binding
Source: RefSeq, a predicted model, not a curated record
AUGGCUAACUACCUCAGGAACGUUUGGCACGCCAUGAGCCAAGGAUUCCGAGACCCUAACGAUGAUUCAGACUCCACACAAGACGAGGUGCGCGAGGCUGCUGUCAAGGAGGCCUGGCAACGAUCAUUUGGAGAUGAUGAACUCGUCUUUUUUGGUGCAGGAGUCGCGAAUAUCGACUUAUCUACGCUCCACCCCGCCCCGAUUCAGAUAUUCCAGCUGUGGCAGAUUUACUUGGACAAUGUCAAUCCGCUACUCAAGGUUACUCAUGUUCCUAGCCUGCAAAGUCGCAUCAUUGAAGCGGUCGGCGAUUUGAACAGCAUCAGCCACACCCUAGAAGCGCUUAUGUUCAGCAUUUACUGUACAGCUAUUCUGAGCCUCCAGGUUGAUGAGUGUCAGACUACGUUCGGGUCAUCGCAGAGCGAUCUCUUAGCACGGUAUCGGUUUGGCUGCCAGCAGGCAUUACUUAACAGUGGAUUCUUACGGUCCGACGAUCGCGACUGUUUGACGGCAUUACUUUUAUACCUAAUAUCUAUCAGACCUGCCGCAGUCCCUGUCUCUCUUGCCACUAUUCUUGCUACAGCAAUCCGCAUUGCCCAGCGUAUGGGUAUUCAGAGUGAAGCUACCUUGGCUAAGCUUCCUGCUCUAGAGGCCGAGAUGCGCCGUAGAUUGUGGUGGGCGCUGGUACUGUUUGAUACCCGAGUAAGUGAGACGACAAACCAUGGGGAGGUGACGUUAGGGCCUACGUGGGAUUGCAAGAUUCCUCUCAAUGUGAACGAUUCAGAUCUGCGGCCUGGAAUGAAGGAACCUCGAGCUUUUCAGGGAACAACCACCGACGCACUGUUCGCCGUUGUUCGGAGUAAGCUGGGGGAUUUUUUACGGUACAACACACUUCACCUCGACAUCACAAACCCGGUCUUGAAGCAAAUCGCUCGACCGUCCCAAAGUGAUUCAAUAUCGGGAGAAACAGAUGACAUAUCGAGACUGGAGGCGGAGAUCGAAGCUAAAUACCUCAAAUUCUGUGAUGAAGAGAACCCUCUCCACUUCCUGACAAUCUGGACGACUCGAGCACAAUUGGCGAAGUGGCGUCUUAUGGAACACUGUCUGAAGUACAUUGAUGACGCGUCUAUUGCUCGAACAGAAUCACAGCGUGACACUGCCACUUCCAUUGCAAUGAGAGUCCUUCAGUGUGACACGAAAAUCAUGUCUUCGCCACUCACAAGAGGAUUUGUUUGGCUGCACCACCUCUACUUUCCAUUUCCGGCGUAUCUCCAAGUUGCCCAGGACUUGAGGACACGACCGCACAGCAAGCUGAAUCGGCAAGCUUGGGAGGUUCUGAGCGACGACUAUGAGGCUUGGUCCAAGUAUCUGGACGAUAAAGAGGGCCGAGGGAAAUCCCCUGUAUUCCUUAUAUUUGCCAAACUCAUCCUUCAGGCAUGGGACACAAGCAAGACCUCCGGGCAUAUUCAACAGGAGCCAAAGAUUGUAUCGUCCAUUUUAGAGACUAUGGCGCAAACAACGAUGGGUGCCCAAGAGGAUACGGAUACUGACACAGCCCAGCCUGCCAACAUUAUGGACAUGGGGAUUGACGAACUCUCCAUGUCAAUGCCGAUGAACUUCGUGGAUCAGAAUCUGUCAUAUGAUAUGGCGGUGCAAGCCCGUUCAAUGUUUGGGCCGGCUGUGUACUCGGGCAUGGCACCACAACCCACCUGGAGUCUCCAGGAUCGUUUCAGCUGGAAUUCGAUGAGUAGCUAUCCAGGAUGGGGAGGGUUUUGA